This is a messenger RNA of Boeremia exigua, 1093 nucleotides long. RefSeq names its product Alpha/Beta hydrolase protein. The transcript has 2 exons. The coding region runs from base 1 to 867 and encodes 288 amino acids. Lineage: Eukaryota; Fungi; Ascomycota; Dothideomycetes; Pleosporales; Didymellaceae. The record is from RefSeq and is a predicted model, not a curated record.
AUGGCUUCUAUCUGGACUUUGCUUCUCUUUCUCGGCACUUCAGUGCUGGCCCCAGUCACUGCCGCCGAGCACGAUAAACCAGCACUCAUCCUUGUACCUGGAGCUUUCCACAGCGCCAGUGUGUAUGGCGAAGUCAUAAGUCAGCUCAGCGAUGUCGGCUAUAUUCACAAUGACGCGGUUGACCUGCCAUCUGUAGGCUAUGCUGCUGCAGACGUCGAAAGAAAAGCGGAUGUGGAGGUCGUGACGGAGUUACUUCGAUAUAGACUGAGAAAGGGCGAAGAUGUCAUCAUGGUCGGCAACAGUUAUGGCGCGACUGUGAUCAUGGAAGCCGUAAAAGACUUCGAGGCGUAUAGCUCAACUUUCGUACUCGAAAGGACAGGAGUAGAAGGCCGGAUACUGGGACUCAUCAUGCUAUCGGGUUACAUCCCGACCAUCGCUGAGGUUACUGCGAACCCACCCCGCCCCGACAUUCGCAACAUUGGCGCACCAUUCUUCAAAUACCACGACCCUUUCAACACCACUCCAAGCCUCGUUACAUGGGACAGGGACCUUGCCACCUACCCUCCGCAUCUCACGUUCUACAACUUGCUAAAUGCUUCCGCAGCAGAUCACUGGACAUCACAGCUCCUGCCGUCGAGUUUCAAGGCUCUUAACGCCACGGGGACAUAUAUUGCGUACGACGGGACGUUCAGAACAGUAUACGUUAUAGGCGAAUAUGAUAACAGUGUGAGCCCAGCCUUUGCGCGGACUUAUAUUGACCAGGAAGGAGCGUACUUUGAGGUCGUGGUCAUCGAUGGGGAUCAUGUGCCGAUGUUGAGCCGUCCAAAGACCGUGGUGGAUGUCAUCAGGCGAUUUGCUGAAGCAUAGUGGAAACCCGACUGAGAAAGUGCAAAGAGAGAACGAGCAAUAGCGUGCACGGUCUCGCAGACUUUCCAAUGUUGUGUUAUGGCCAAACAUAUCUGUAUAUCUAAUUUGAAAGGCGGACAAUUGGCUGUAGUUGCCCUCGGUGUUGACUUUGCCCAGGUGGGAUCCGCACAUUACCUUACAAAGAACAGCUUAUUUCGUUACUUACCUGAAUCCGAGUACUGAUAGG